AUGCACACAUUCAAAACCAACUACUUAACCAUGCCCCCAAUAUCAUUGUAACCUCCAUAAACAAAACCUAAAGAAGUAUAGUCGCUGCAAUUAAAAAAAAUGGUGGUUGCCGUAGUUGGUGGCGAAGGAGGUGGUGGUCUUGGAAUUUCAGAUAUGAAGAGCCUAACCAUCCAAGUCGUCGUUGGAAGGUGGUUCACGGUGUUUGCAUCAUUUCUAAUCAUGGCGGCCGCGGGGGCAACAUACAUGUUCGGCCUCUAUUCCGGCGACAUCAAAGCCACGCUCGGGUACGAUCAAACCACGCUCAAUUUGCUCAGCUUCUUCAAGGAUUUAGGGGCAAACGUCGGUGUUUUGUCCGGCCUAAUCAACGAGGUCACGCCUCCUUAUGUGGUACUAUCCAUGGGAGCGAUAUUGAAUUUCUUCGGCUACUUCAUGAUAUGGCUUGCCGUGACAAAGAAGAUGUCCACACAAGUGUGGCUAAUGUGUUUGUACAUAUGUAUUGGUGCUAAUUCACAAGCAUUUGCCAACACCGGAUCGCUUGUGACUUGUGUGAAGAAUUUCCCAGAAAGUAGAGGCGUUGUGCUGGGGAUUUUGAAGGGGUAUGCUGGACUAAGUGGUGCUAUUAUUACUCAAUUGUACCAUGCUUUCUAUGGGAAUGAUUCAAAGGCUUUGAUUCUGCUAAUUGGGUGGCUUCCAGCGGCGAUUUCGUUCGCUUUCCUCCGGACGAUUCGGAUUAUGAAGGUAAUUAGGCAGCCUAAUGAGCUCAAGGUGUUCUAUAAAUUCCUUUAUAUCUCGUUAGGCCUUGCUGGGUUCCUUAUGGUUAUAAUUAUAGUGCAAAAGCAAACUGAUUUUAGUAGGGUUGAGUAUGGUGGGAGUGCUGCUAUGGUACUGUCCUUGCUCUUCUUACCACUACUUGUUGUUGUAAUUGAAGAGUAUAAGACUUGGUUGAUCAAGAGAGAAGCCUUGAAGAAUCCUACACAAGUCCAAGUCAUAACCCAAGAACCCACCACUUCACCACCACCACCACAAAAAGAACUAGCACCACCCAUUUCAGCCGAUCAACAUACCGGAAACGACGACGUUUCGUGCUGGAAAACUGUGUUCAAGCCACCAAAUAGAGGGGAGGAUUACACAAUUCUUCAAGCACUAUUCAGUGUUGAUAUGCUGAUCCUCUUUGUGGCAACAAUUUGUGGUGUUGGUGGAACAUUGACGGCAAUUGACAAUUUGGGACAGAUUGGGGCAUCACUAGGGUACCCAAAGAAGAGCACAAGUACUUUUGUAUCACUAGUGAGUAUAUGGAAUUAUCUUGGUCGAGUCGUGGCAGGUUUCGUCUCCGAAUACUUUCUAAUCAAGUACAAAUUCCCCCGUCCCCUGAUGCUCACUAUGGUCUUGAUUACUGCCUGUGCCGGCCACCUCCUCAUCGCGUUUAAUGUCCCUAACGGCCUCUAUGUGGCGUCAGUGAUCAUCGGCUUCUCCUUCGGCGCACAGUGGCCUUUGCUUUUCGCCAUAAUUUCAGAAAUUUUUGGACUCAAGUACUACUCAACAUUGUACAAUUUCGGGUCAGUAUCAAGCCCUAUAGGUCUGUAUUUGCUCAACGUGAAAGUGACCGGACAUUUGUAUGAUAAAGAGGCAUUGAAGCAAAUGGCAGCAUUGGGAAUCCAGAGAAAGCAUGGGGAGGAGUUGAAUUGCACCGGCUCUGAAUGUUUUAGGCUGUCCUUUUUUAUAAUCACAGCCACAACAUUAUUCGGAACGCUCAUUUCUCUAAUUUUGGUGUUUAGGUCUUGGAAAUUUUAUAAGAGCGACAUCUACAAAAGGUUUCGGGAGAUGGCAAAGGUAGCGGAGGCAGAAAUGGUCGCCACUAAUGACAAACAAACAUUGGAAAGCAAACGGAGAGACAUCUAAACGGAGAUAUGAUUACAGUUUUGGGGUUUAUAGCAGGAGUCGACAUUGAGUCUGUUCCUAUUUGUUAUAGUGAUGAAUGAACUCACUCGAUAUAUUCAAUGUGAGGUAACUUGUUGCAUGUUGAGGUUUUAAAUAGUCUCGCACUUAAAAAUAGUUAAUGUAAAAUAUUAUUAUUCAU
Molecule: messenger RNA, 2077 nt
Organism: Tripterygium wilfordii
Lineage: Eukaryota; Viridiplantae; Streptophyta; Magnoliopsida; Celastrales; Celastraceae
Product: protein NUCLEAR FUSION DEFECTIVE 4-like
Exons: 1
Coding region: 100-1899 (599 amino acids)
Biological process (GO): transmembrane transport
Cellular component (GO): membrane
Molecular function (GO): transmembrane transporter activity
Source: RefSeq, a predicted model, not a curated record